Molecule: messenger RNA, 519 nt
Organism: Scedosporium apiospermum
Lineage: Eukaryota; Fungi; Ascomycota; Sordariomycetes; Microascales; Microascaceae
Exons: 4
Coding region: 1-519 (172 amino acids)
Biological process (GO): protein import into mitochondrial matrix; protein targeting; tRNA import into mitochondrion
Cellular component (GO): mitochondrial outer membrane; mitochondrial outer membrane translocase complex
Molecular function (GO): transmembrane protein transporter activity
Source: RefSeq, a predicted model, not a curated record
AUGGUACAAACAUCGGUUCUCGUGACGGCCUCGGUCGCAACCGCUGUCACUGGCGUUCUAGCCUACGCCGUCUACUUCGACUACAAACGUCGAUCGGAACCCGAGUUCCGCCGCAGUCUCCGUCGCAACGAACGCCACCGAGCCCGCGCCGAAAAGGAGGAUCAGAAGGCCCAGUCGCAGCUGCAACGCCAGAAGAUAAAACUCGCCGUCCAAGCUGCUAUCGAGGAUGGCUUCCCUCGUGAUCCCUCCGAAAGGGAGAGGUACUUCAUGGAACAGGUCUCCAAGGGCGAGGUUCUGAGCGCUGAUCCCAACACCACCUUUGACGCCGCGUUGGCCUUCUACAAGGCCCUCAAGGUCUAUCCUUCUCCUGGUGAUCUCAUCGGCAUCUAUGACCAGACCGUCUCCAAGCAAGUAUUAGACAUUCUUGCCGAACUGAUCGCCGCCGACCCAACCCUGAAGAUCGGCACCAACGCCGAGGCAUCCAUCCCCACCAUGCCCCCCACUGUCGGCCUCGACUAG